Molecule: messenger RNA, 6242 nt
Organism: Paramuricea clavata
Lineage: Eukaryota; Metazoa; Cnidaria; Anthozoa; Malacalcyonacea; Plexauridae
Source: the annotation of a GenBank genome assembly
GAAGUUUUUGUACUUUUAAAACAUUCUCACAUAUGUUCUAAGGUAUAAUGCAAAACACAGUGUUAGGGAAGAACAUUUUAGAAGUCUUCAAUGGUAUUUUCAGACUGAAUAAUUUCUCGCAAAUUAAUAUAUGGAGAAAUUAAAUAUGCAAAUUAUGCGUCUUUCGAGGAAUGGAAACUAUACUUUGAAGUUCUAAUUUUCCGAACGACAAAGGUGCGUUCUUCGUGCUCAAAACAAUGUUCAAAUCUCGGCAAAAAUGGACAAUUCUUAUACAGAAACUGACAACACACCUUCAGAAAUACCUAACGUGUUAACGGAGCAUUCAAUUCAGGAUGAAACUGGAGAAAGUGGCGAAAAUUUUCACAGUCAUUCAGGUAUGAAGUUACAGAUUCUCUCAAACUCAGAAUGUUGGGAAAUUGUUAGGAGAAUUUCCAUGUUAUCGCUUUGUCUAUCACGACUCUUUUGAGGAAAAAUGUCGAAGUUUGUACUGUAAUAACCUCUUUAUAUAAAAGCAAGUGGUUCAUUUAAAAACUAAAUGGAUAUAUAAACAUUGUUUUAAAUUGUAUUUUAUGGCGUUGUUUUUUUAACUGGUGCUACAAGGCUUUUGUGUGGUUUGUUGGGUUUCGUGUUUAUUUAAAAGAAAGACAAAUACAAGUAUCAGACAGGUACAUGAAUUGAUGCUCAAGAUGUUUAUUGGAUUUAAUACUAUGGGAGAUUUCAGACUGAAAACUAUCAAAACUAUCGUCUGGUGUUAUGCAUGAGUCAAUUCCAGGAGUAACCAUCCCCCCCCGGGAACACACCCGGGCAUUUGAUUUGAUUGGUUAUGAUAGUGUAAAUGCCCGGGUGCCGGGACACAACUUGAAGACUAAUGCACGGCCCCUGGGCAAGCUGAGAGUGGAAAAUGCCCCACCCUGGGGACAAUUUUACAGUCAAUUUCAUGAAACUUUGACCACAAAUGUUCAGAACUUUGUUUAGAAGUUCGCAAGUUCGUUGCGAAGUUCGGAAGCUCAUAUUGGAAUUCACAAGCCAAUUUGUAAACGGAGUCCCUGAUUGGUCUGUGAAGUAAAAGAAGCCAAUCAAAUGCGUAGUUUAUGAACUGGUUUGUGAAUCUCAUGAACUUUUGAACUUCGCAACGAAGUUCGGAAAGUUUGUGGUCAAAAUUUUGUGAAAUUGACUGUAAACGUUAAUUAAACUUUUAAUGACAUAUAAUCAUAGUCAUUUAAUAACAUUAUAGUAUUAAACUGCUAUGGAAUAUUAUAAAACAUAAACCUUUAAUAGUUGUAUUUAAAUUUGCAUGGCACAGGGUAUAAUUUUCGCUUAUUCUUACAAUAAAUUUCACACCACCUUGACCACGAGGGCGCAAAAUACGAUCAGCGCGCCCACAUUCGUGUCUGAAACUAGGUUUUGCUGCCUUAAAAUUUGUGGGUGGGAUUUUGGUGAACCAUUUGUCAAAUCCCGGGGUCCUCCAAUACCCGGCCCCCGUGCACAUAUAUGAAAGGCAAAUUCCCGACCCCUGUGAACUGUCUAUGGGGCAAAUUCCCGGGGGGGGAUGGUUACUCCAGGAAUUGACUCAUGCAUUAGUCAGAGUAAAACAGAGGCGUAGCCAGGGCUGGGGCCGGGGGGCUUGGCCCCCCCUGGCAAAAUUUGGGGGCCCCCUAGCAAAAUUUGGGGGGGGGGCUGAUAAAAUGUAUUGUAUAAAAAAGGAAAUCCUUGAUUAUAUAGCUUCAUGCUGUCAAUAAUGCAAUAUAUGCUUUGAUGGGCAUCGGUAUGAAACCUAAAAUCACUUGUUCGCUUAUUUGCGGCACACAGCUUGAAACACAUACCUUUUAUAACCCUACUAAAUUAUUUCAAUAUGUAUUAAAUGAGGGUUAGAUGAAGUUUAAACCAAUCUGGUUUUUUUUACAAGCGAAUUUUUAAUGCGGGCUCAGCAGUGCGCCGUGGCCGGGGGGGGAGGGAGACCCGUCGGAAAAUUAAGACCCGUCAGAAAAUUGUCAAUAUAGAGUUUGAGCAAGACAACAAAGUACGAAAACGAAGGCGUACUUGCCAAUUUUUGCCGGCGAUCUGCACAUUAUCUUGGGCAUACUGAGUUGGAUGGCACUGGUGGUUGCUCAACGUGUCUUCCCAUGUGUCGCUGUUUAUGCAUACUGACCCUAAUUCUUGCCCUGACCCAGAAAAAAACAGCGAGACAUGAAACUACAUCCUGUCUUUGUCCUUCUGCCUUCGUUCGGAACGAAGUUCACCGCGAAUUUUGCCAAAAUUUUUGCGAAUUUUUCGUUGUGAACGAAGGCAGAAGAACGAAGACGAGAUAUGGAUUUUGUCUUGAUCAGGGUAAGGAUUUGGGUCAGCAUUCAUAAACAGCUAGACAUAAAUCUCUAAUCUGUUUUCACGCCUGACCCUAAACUCGGAAUGUGUAAGAUAAUGUGCAAGACAGGCAAAAAUUGUCAACCACGGUCCACGUCGUCGUCGUCCGACUUCGUUCUCUUGCUCAAACUCUCUAAUGUUAGUCGGAAUCUUCAUGGUGAAGCAUCGGAAAAAGUGAUACGGAAAUCGGGAAAAGUGCUAAGAAAGCAAUUUUUAGCAAUUUUCCAGAAAAAAUUUUUACUGAAAAAGUUGUCGACGGGGGGAGGGGAAGAUUUAAAAUGUUCUGUGGUCUGCAAGAUUUUUUCUUGCGCGAACUUUGAGUCUCGAGUCACUGGCGGCUUGGCCCCACCUGGGUUUUUCCCGGCCCCCUCUGACCGAAAAUCCUGGCUACGCCUCUGGAGUAAAAUAAUAAAGUAGGGCGCAUCUGGGUGCAAAAACAUUGAAGUUUCUCGGUAAAAACACUGUACUUUGUCAUGAUAAUAGACAAUGUUUUACAGCCAAUUGCAGUUGAGCUUGCAGCUUACAUUUUAAACACGUUGUGACAUCGUUGAAAAGUAUGCAUAAUUCAUUCCUCGGAAACACGCUUGCCAAAAGUUCACAUUACACCCCUAGUAGCAACGGCGUGUUUCCAAGGAAUGAACACAUACUUUUCAACGAUGCAACAACAUGUUAAAAUGCAAGAUCAACUGCAAUUGCCUGUUUCUGCGACGGUAUUGUUCAUGAUAUAUUUACUGCUAUAGUGGUAGUUUUAGCUAUAGGUUGCUCGAUCUGGGUCCUCCAUUAUCCCUGCCUUACCAAAUACUAGUUCUGUUACCCUUGUUGUCAAAUGUACUACACCCUGAGUAAUUGACAUUAAUUAAAAUUAAGUAAUAUGAUUUUUUCUGUGUUGGUGUUGUGUACUCAGGUGAAUAUGAUGUUUGUGGUGUUACUCUGAGUGUCCACACCGGGCGAGCUUGAAAAAUAUGCCCGACCACGGUGGGAAUCGAACCUACGACCUUUGGAAUACUAGCCCAAUGCUCUGCCAACUGAGCUACGCAGUCAGGACGGUUCGAGUAAGUUAUAUUUCGGAACAGAAUCUAGUUCCUUCGAUACCAGUGUAAUCUUGUAAUAUGAUUUUUUCUGCGUUGGUGUUGUGUAUACUCAGGUGAAUAUGAUGUUUGUGGUGUUACUCUGAGUGCAUAUCCACACCGGGCGAGCUUGAAAAAUAUGCCCGACCAGGGUGGGAAUCGAACCUACGACCUUUGGAAUAAUAGCCCAAUGCUCUGCCAACUGAGCUAUGCGGUCAGAGUAAUACCACAAACAUCAUAUUCACCUGAGUACACAACACCAACGCAGAAACAUCAUAUUACAAGAUUACACUGGUAUCGAAGGAACUAGAUUCUGUUCCGAAAUAUAACUUACUCGAACCGUCCUGACCGUGUAGCUCAGUUGGCAGAGCAUUGGGCUAGUAUUCCAAAGGUCGUAGGUUCGAUUCCCACCGUGGUCGGGCAUAUUUUUCAAGCUCGCCCGGUGUGGAUAUGCACUCAGAGUAACACCACAAACAUAAAAUUAAGUAGUUAUUUUGUUAUUACAUCAAAGGUCAUGACUCAUCAGAUCCUGAAUCCCAACCUGACAUCAACAGUACAGCCCAAAACUCACUCGAUGUCCUCAGCAAAUUAGCAUGCAAAAAUAUCUCUGAAUUGCCUGAACUAAACUCAGAUCCUGUAGAAGGCAUUAAUGAAGGAGAAAUUGAAAACGAGACACAUCGCCGGGUGUGUGACUUCGCUGAUGAUGAUGGUAGUGACAAGAUGAGUAGCGAAGCCAUCGCAGCGGAAUUCUUUGAAGAAUAUGUUUGCAAUGAAGAUGAACAGAGCACAGAACCUAGCCAAGGUAGUUAACCUAUAUAUAUCCUCCGUGUUGUUAAACUUUAACUCCAAUGAACAACAGUGUACUUAUCAAGGGAAAAGUACCAUUGGUCUAAUGUUACAGUUUAUUGACCGAUAAUCCAUUUUUGCCUAUCGGUAGACAAUAAGAAUUGGUAGAAUUAUCUAUAUUUCCAAAUAAUAGUAAUAUAAUAAAUGUAAUAGCUAGGGCAUUAAAUGCUUAACCCUUAAGUUGCAUUGAAUCCUAAUGCACCCUACUACUCUGUUAUUUUACUCUAUCUAUACAAGGCCAUUUUAUGCCGUCUAAUGCCAGAUGAUUUUACUCAUCACUUGCGAGAGUGCUUGUCUUUGGGGUACACUAGAGUGUAAUGUAGUUCAAUGGGUCCUUAUGUAUCCCUCUUUAUUAUUUUAUUCUGUCAAUUGCCAAACCAUUUUUUCACCAAGCAGAAAUUGUUAAUGGGUUAAAGCUUUUAAAUUUCAGGACCAAGUGACCAGCAUUCAGUUAGAAAAAGUGGUAGAAGCCGUCGACCACGGCAAAUUUCACCAGCAGCUAGUGAAAGAUCACAUGUCACAAAAAGGCCUCGUACAAGUGCACUUCCAAAAACAAUUCGAGCAAAGAAGAAAGUGGAUGAUCCAUUCAAAUGUGAUUUAUGUGGAUCUCAGCAUAUAACCGACCCAUCACGGCGUGGAAACCGACCAAAGACGUCUGCCCAUGCGCCAAGUCCUAGACAUAAAUUAGAUCCCGAGUCUGGAAGGAUGCUAACACUUUGUAAUGCCUGUGGUAUGUGAAAAACAUUUUAAUCGUAUUUUGGUCUGAUUUAAAGGGAAUCUUUUUUUUCCAAAAUUCAAAUUUUUACUCAAACUACUCCACAUGUUUGCUAAAUAGUUGAAAACAUUUCUUUUUAUCAAAAUAAUGAUUUUGAACUGGCAAAAGCUGCAUGGCUGACCACAGGCUGAUCUUUUGUAAAAUUGUGUAUUUUGUAUUAAUUAAGGUUUGUCGUUUAAUCGGCCAAAAGCACCUCGUCACAGAGCAGUGUGUGACCAGGAAGCUAAGAGAUCUUACUUGGAAGAGGCUCGUCAGUUUGCUGCUUCACUGGCCGAGGGCUUGGAGGAACCGGAUGGUAAUUGUCUCUUUAUUUGUGUUGAGUAAAAAGUGCUGUUUGUUGUUGUUGUUGUUGUUGUGAUUGUUGUUUCUAUGUUGUCACUUUUCUUAUUGUUUAACCCAUUGAGCCACAAUGUGCCCCACUGUGCACCCUACUUACUUUUUUACUUGAUUAAUGUCUAACGCCAGACUUUUUACUUGUCUAACACCAGACGAUUUUACUCGACAAUGGAGAAGCUCUGUAGCUUAGUGAGUUAACCAAAAAAUCUGGCAAUGUGUCUAGUUAACCCAUUAUGGGCCGCAAUGUGCCCCAGUGCGCCCUACUUGUUUGUUUUUUUACUUGUCUAUAUAAAUGCCAGACGAUUUUACUCGUCAAUGGGGAAGCUCUGCAACUUAAUGGGUUAAUUAUUAUACUUUUUUGUUGUUGUUGAACAUUGUUGAUUGUGCUGUACCUGUAGUCAUGAUCGUUUUUGUGAUUGUUGAUGAUAAAAAUGUUGUUUUUAUUUUUGUUGUUUUUAUUGCAAUUGUAAUGUAAUUAAUUUUGCCAUUGCAGCUUCGAGAUUGUAUUGCCCUCAAUACAAGACCAGUGCAUGUGCCUGCUUACAGAAAUACAUUAUAGCCGAGGGUGAGUAGUCAUUGGAGUGUUUGUUAACCAGUAUUUAGUGCAUGGCUAAAGGAAUUAUACCAAAUGGUUUUCUGUGCAGGAUAAUAUCAUGUAUCCUUGAUGAAACAAAACAACUACUUUAAUUAUAAUUAAAGAAUCUUUCACAUUAAAUCUUUUUAGGAAACAUAGAUGAAUCUCGUCAAAGAGCACAGCAGCUGCUCAGCCUACUCAAACAAUCCCAAAUUCUUUCCAAAAAGAAAUGUUAUAAUGGUGAUGAGACUGAGAACUUGUCAGUUGAGAGAAAAGGGAAAAG